Molecule: messenger RNA, 1650 nt
Organism: Naumovozyma castellii
Lineage: Eukaryota; Fungi; Ascomycota; Saccharomycetes; Saccharomycetales; Saccharomycetaceae
Gene: PCM1
Product: phosphoacetylglucosamine mutase PCM1
Exons: 1
Coding region: 1-1650 (549 amino acids)
Source: RefSeq, a predicted model, not a curated record
AUGACAAUUGACAAGUCUGUCUUGCAACAAGUUUACAAUUCCACUUGUACGACAAGAGAUUACAAGUACACAUAUGGAACCGCAGGGUUCCGUGACAAGGCCUCCAAGUUGGACACAGUCAUGUUCGCUACAGGUAUUAUCGCAUGUUGGAGAUCAAUGGUUCUUUGUGGCACCCCCGUGGGUGUCAUGGUUACCGCUUCUCAUAAUCCACCCUUGGAUAACGGUGUCAAAGUGGUGGAACCUACGGGUGCCAUGUUGAUCCAAGAAUGGGAACCCCUUACUACUAAAUUGGCUAAUAUCGCCGCAAAUGAAUCUUUCGAGAAAGUAUACGAUUUUAUAUUGGAAGUCUCGAAGGACCCAAAGUUUCCCUUCCAGGAAAACAAACCAAGUUUGAUCAUUGGCCAUGAUUCUAGAGAAUCUUCACCAAGAUUGACCAAAUUGUUAGUAAAUACUGCAGUGGAGAUUUAUAAUGCUGACAUUCAUAAUUAUGGACUGGUCACCACUCCUCAAUUGCAUUUCAUUACGAGUCUAUGGAAUGCUAAAUACAAUAAGAACACAAAUGAUGUCAUUUCAGUCGAUAAUUAUUAUAAUUAUUUUAAUGCCAGUUGGUCGAAAUUUCAAGAAUUGUACGAUUUUAACUCUUUUAAAUCAUUUGAAAACCUUAUUAUUGAUUCCGCAAAUGGUAUUGGGGGACCUAAAGUGACUGAUCUGAUUUCCACUUGGCCAUCAACUCUUCGUGGAAACGUUUCCAUCAUCAAUAAUAGUUGGGAAAAUCCAAAUUUAUUAAAUAAUGAUUGUGGUGCUGAUUAUGUCAAAACAAAUCAAAAAUUACCAAAGGGUAUCCAAAAUCCAAGUAAUUUAAAUUUACAUUGUUCCUUCGAUGGUGAUGCUGAUAGAAUUGUAUUUUAUUACAUUUCAGAAGUUGAUCAAAAAUUUCAUUUAUUAGAUGGUGACAAGAUUGCUACUCUAUUCGCUAAAUUUUUAUCAAACUUAUUGAAGGAAACUAAUUUAACUGAUAAAUUAAAAUUAGGUGUUGUUCAAACCGCUUAUGCUAAUGGAUCAUCCACAAAUUACCUAACUAACGUUCUAAAGGUUCCAGUAUCAUGCACAAAGACCGGUGUGAAGCAUCUUCAUCAUGAAGCAUCUACUAAAUAUGAUAUUGGUAUUUAUUUUGAAGCUAAUGGUCAUGGUACCGUCUUAUUUAGUGAAAGAUUUCAACAAGUUCUGCAAAAUGAACCAAAAACAACUGCCACACAAACUUUAUUAUUAUUUCAGAAAAUAAUUAACCAAACUGUUGGUGACGCCAUGGCUGACAUGUUGGGUGUCAUUACGGUUCUUUCUGUGUCAAAAAUUACACCAAGUCAAUGGGAUCAAGGCUACAAAGAUUUGCCCAACAAACUAGCUAAAGUUAUUGUGCCAGAUAGAUCUGUCUUUAUUACUACUAAUCAAGAAAGACAAUUGACUUCGCCAGUAGGUUUGCAAGAAAAGAUUGAUGUUGCAGUUAGUAAAGUCACUAAUGGAAGGUCGUUCGUUAGAGCAAGUGGGACUGAGGAUGCUGUUAGAGUGUAUGCUGAAGCUGCAACUCAAGAGGAAACAGAAAAAUUAUCCCAAGAAGUUUGUAAGUUCGUUUUAAGCAGUGUCUCCAAUUAG